Molecule: messenger RNA, 930 nt
Organism: Lodderomyces parapsilosis
Lineage: Eukaryota; Fungi; Ascomycota; Pichiomycetes; Serinales; Debaryomycetaceae
Product: carbon-nitrogen hydrolase family protein
Exons: 1
Coding region: 1-930 (309 amino acids)
Molecular function (GO): catalytic activity
Source: RefSeq, a predicted model, not a curated record
AUGGUUAAACGAGUACUUGCUGCAUUACAAGUGGCACCGGAAAAAACCACUAAAGAAACUCUUGACAAGAUCUUGAGUUAUGAACAGGAAUUACUUGACGCCAAUGUCGAUUUAGUCGUUAUCCCUGAAGCCACAUUGGGUGGGUACCCCAAAGGUUCAACAUUUGGUUGUUAUUUGGGUUACCGAUUACCAAUUGGACGUGAGCAAUUUUUGCAAUAUCAUCAACAAGCAAUAACCAUUCCAGGACCAGAAACGCAAAUUUUGGAAUCCUUUGCCACAAAAUUGAAUGCCACCAUAGCCAUUGGUGUAAUUGAAAAAGGUAAUGGGUCAACAUUGUAUUGCUCUAUAGUUUACAUUGAUCCCAAACGUGGCUAUGUUGGCAAACAUCGCAAAUUGAUGCCAACAGGUUCAGAACGAUUGGUUUGGGGACAAGGUGAUGGAUCAACCAUCCCCGUGAUUGAGAGCUCAGUAGGCAAGAUUGGUGGUGCCAUAUGUUGGGAAAACUAUAUGCCAUUAUUACGGCAAUGUUACUACUCAAAGGGAAUUGACAUUUGGGUGGCUCCUACAGUUGACAUGAGAGAUAUUUGGCGGUGUUCAAUGAGAACUAUUGCUUAUGAAGGUAGGAAUUUCUUGGUUAGUGCUGUCCAGUUUAUGCCCGCCGUUGCCAAUGAAGAAGAUACUCCUGUUGGUUGGCCCAAGGGUGAAAACUUGAGUAAUGGAGGUAGUAUUAUUGUUAGUCCCAUGGGUGAAAUUAUUGCUGGUCCGUUGGUUGGUAAAGAAGGGUUAAUCACUGCGGAAGUUGACACUGAUGAUGUUAUUAGAGCUAGACUUGAUUUUGAUGCCGCUGGUCAUUAUGCUCGAAACGAUGUUUUCAAGUUGACUGUUGAUGAAACACCAAGGGAUGUUCGGUUUGUUAAUGAUAAAAGUUGA